Messenger RNA from Mytilinidion resinicola, 1287 nucleotides. RefSeq lists its product as uncharacterized. Lineage: Eukaryota; Fungi; Ascomycota; Dothideomycetes; Mytilinidiales; Mytilinidiaceae. The coding region runs from base 1 to 1287 and encodes 428 amino acids. The record is from RefSeq and is a predicted model, not a curated record. The transcript has 2 exons.
AUGCCGCUCACGAGGGAGUCUGCACACUACUCAAAUAGCGCGACCGCCUCCGAUCGAGACAAGAAACCGGACAACCUCCUCCUCGCCAUCAAUAGGGUCCUCGAGACGCAGCGCCUUAGGGCUCUUCAAGGGUUCGUGGCCAAUCGAUAUGCGCGGAAUCUCACCCCGGAGAAAGAACGUCGAAUUUCUAGUAGAUUGGAAAGCGAUGGAAAGAACGCAACAGGGUACAUCAUCACGGAGCGCCUAGAAAUAGGUCAACUUGCUCGGUCCAUUUUGGUGCGCUGGAACUCGGCCGGAGACAAACCGCGAUACGACAUCGAUGCAGAUCGGGAUGCCCACACCAAUCUGAUCGAGACCAAAACCAAUGGCAGAUGGGAAGCUUUUAGUAGCUGGAUCGAGGAACUUCCCUUUCAAUAUACUGAGUUUGUCGGUAAGUGUGGCAUUAAAGAACAGCAGCGAUGGUGGGCUAAUAACGGCAAGCAUUUCCGCUUGAUGGAUCUUCCGAAGGAGCUUCGCCUAUGCAUCUACGAGCAGGCUGUUGGCACAGACAUCUAUCCAAGACUGAAAUGGGUUCGCCGUAAGAGUAUCGGGCGGAAGAUAGUGACAAUUGGAAAUGGCUAUAUUGGCGAAAAUGGAUUCCACCAUGAUAGGAAAGCUCCAAACCAUGCCCUCCUAUGUGUUAACAAGGUUGUCAACGAGGAGUCCACCAAGACGGCCUGGGAAGCGAGUCGCCUCAGUUUUUCCUCUUCAGAGAGUCCCAAUUCCGAUCUACUAAUUUCGCAGAUCAAGGAGGAGGUGCUCCCAAAAUUCAACACUCUAACACACAUCGGCCUAUCGCUUAGUUUGAUGGGUUACAUUACUUUCUUCGGAGUUCAGGUUCAGCCGUGGAUGGCGCUUGAGCUACUAUCGAGGGCUCAGAAAGUCUUUUCCAAGACAAAUCUUCCGGACUUGAACCGUCUCGACAUCAACAUCGCUUCUCCGAAAGUAUUCCAGCGUAAUCCUCGGUACCUGUGCAAGUUUCGCUUUCCCAUCAGUCCUUGGAAUGAGAAUGCCGUCCAGGCAGCCGGCCAACCUCCGAGUCCCUGUCAUAAGAUACUGGUGGAUUGGAUCAUAACUUAUGCUAAGGGCUCCAUCGAGCAUAUCCAACAUAUACAUCUGGAAGGAUAUAUCAAGACGAGUGUCAAGGAGAAAUGGGAUGCCAUCUUCAAGACCCAGAAAGCGGGGAACUACGUGAAUGUUAGCGACGACUUAGAGGCUCUCAAGGCCAUACCAUGGGCCGACUUGUGA